UCUGACACAUUGGACUGAUUUGAAUCACGCAAGCUUCUCCCUGUUCCCAUUUCAUGGUUUAAUUGGAUUUCUCAAAAUGUCUGCAAUGGUGGAGACGCUGUCAUUGCUUUCAUCUUUGCAUGAUGAAGUGAAAUCUGAAAAUUAUAUAGAACCUCACUACAAAGAAUGGUACCGGGUCGCCAUUGAUGCGCUAAUAGAUGGAGGCAUUACUUCAUAUCAGGAAUUUCUUGCUAAAGAAAGAGUUACAGAAUUUCUUGCAGCAGAUGAAAUCAACUAUAUUACAAAUCACAUCCAAAAGCCAGUAGAAAAUGUGGACAAUACACAGGGUGAAAUAACAGACGAUAAUUCAUCAUCUGGGACUUAUUGGCCAAUAGAAUCUGAUGUGGAGGCACCCAAUCUUGACCUAGGGUGGCCCUAUGUGGCACCAGGACAUAUAGGCGCUACUGACAUAAAUCUGUAUUUUCAUCCUCCAAGAGGACAUCCACUCACGAUUAAAGAAAUGGUCAGGAAGAUGAUCAAAGAAGCAAGAAAGGUUAUUGCCAUUGUCAUGGAUAUGUUUACUGAUAUCGAUAUCUUCAAAGAACUUGUUGAGGCAUCAACAAGAGGAGUUCCAGUCUACCUACUACUUGAUGAUGUGAAUUUCUCUCAUUUCUUGAAGAUGACUGAGAAACAGGGAUUUCAAGUUCAAAGGCUCAGGAAUAUGAGAGUGAGAACAGUGAAGGGCCAGGAUUAUUUUUCUAAAUCAGGAGCUAAAUUCUGCGGAAAAAUGGAACAGAAGUUUCUACUGGUUGAUUGUGAGAAAGUUAUGUAUGGCACUUACAGCUUCAUGUGGUCAUAUGAAAAAGUUAAUUUAAGUAUGAUCCAAGUUAUCACUGGAAAACUAGUAGAGUCCUUUGAUGAAGAAUUCCGGACGCUCUACGCUCGCUCCUGCAUUCCCACAGCAUUUGGCCCAGAGGAGUCCAUAAUUGGAAAACACAAAAAAAUCCCAUGGGAAAAUGGCUCAUACCAAAAUUCGCUGUCUUCUUUACUCUCUGCUUCAAGUCAAAGGAGCCUGUUUGGAAGAAAAGACCAAAUGCACACAUUAGAUUCCUCUUACUUAAAAUCACAGAACAGAUUUGCAAACAACGAGGAAGACAAGUACAACACGAGAAAUGUGUCAUAUAGAGGAUUCAAUGUUCAAAAUAAAAUCAAUCACUUUCAACAGUUUGAGCGGAAUGACAACUGGAAAAGGCAUAGUUAUGCAGCAGGGGAAAAGACUGAGACAUCCCCUUAUUUACUUCUCAACAGAGCUAUGAACAGUAGGGUUAAUAACCAUCAAGUGCCCUGGGCCAGACAGCCAGAUACUGGCAUUUUAGGAUCAUCAUCCAGAGGGGGUUACUCAAGUAAUUAUAAUGUAUCUACUACACAAAGCUUUGCUAAUCGUCUGUCACAGAGGUUAACAACCAAUGUUUCUGAAAGAAGUUCAAGUGUACGGAGGUCGUUCCAUGGAACGGAUAGUCACAUAAGGUCAGUACAGCAGAGAAUGCCGACGUUAGAGCACACAACCAAGUCAUUUCUAAGAAACUGGAGAAUAGAGUCAUACUUGAAUGACCAUUGUGAUAUACCCCCAGAUUCAAGUGAAUCUAUUGGGGACAGAGUAGAAGGCAAUGACGGAGGUGAGAAUUAUAUGGAGAAUCAAGUGUACAAUCAUUCACGACUCCGAUCCUCAAUUCUAUACAAGCCAGCUUUGUCUGAGCAGAAAGAGGCCAGUAGCUGCACAACAAACUCUUCUCACUCAAAUUCCACUAUUGUAGAUUCUCAAGGAAGUCUCACUCCAAAGGCAAAUUCACCACAAAAUCUUAGAUUUUCAGAGACAAAAGAAGUAAAUAAUUUCACAAACUAUGAUACAUCACAUUCAUCCCAUCAUCAGGAUGUGCUGAAACGGCAUAGUCUGCAGGUUCCAGACAACUCACAAAUAAUGACUCAUGGUUUAAAUUACCACACAAACCCAGCACCAUCAAGUUACCUGUACACAACUCUUUCCACAAACAGACAACCACAACCAGACAGUAUUAGAAAACCGAAUGACAACAUUCUAAAAAGACGUAGUUUGCCACUCUUUGAACAUCGCAAGGUCAAUCUAGGUCAAAGUAGCAACAUAAUACCACCAAACUAUAUUUAUAAUUCUUUAGUAAAGAGACAGCCAGAAAAUCGUGUGAAUCCAAAUCCCACAAAUUGUAACAGCACCGAGAAAUUAGAAAGCAACUUACAUAAUGUAAAUGAAAGAGUCAGCAAAGAUCCAGUGGAACCUAUUAAAGGAGCAUUGUCCACAGAAACUUUGGAUGAAGAUGAUGGCAAAGACUCCCCUGGAAAGAAAGAAAGUAAAGGUUCUCCCAACUUCCUUAAAAAGGGUUCAAAGAAGCUCAAAUCUUUACUCAGUCUUGCUCCAGAGAAAAAAGAAACGCUAUCUAAAAACAAAGCACCUGCUUUCUAUAGAAUGUGCAGCAGUUCAGACACUUUAGUUUCUGAAGAUGAUGACGAACAAAAUCCCAAAAUAUCUGACACGAAAAAUGAUAGCUCUCCUCGAAGGGAAAAGACACUGUCCAUAUCUCAAAUAAGUCUUAAUAGAAGUAAAGAGAAUGUUGCUGUAACCUCCGGGAGGACCAACACUCCUCUAUCUGAUGAAAGCAAAUCAAAUCGAGCUCCUGCUCAAAGUUUUGUUGAAAAUAAAUUUAUUGAAAACACGGGUGAUGUAUCUGCUCCACGAUUUAAUACAGAGCAAAUCCAAUUUCAAGACUCAAAAGUGCAGGCACAAAACAAACAAUAUGGAAGAGUUGUACCUCCUACAAUUCAGAGAGAAAUAUCUUUAAGACAUCCAAAAGAUGCAAUACACAGAGAACUGUCUCAGAGAGAAAUGCACCAUAGUGACAUGCCAACCAUGUUGCAGAGGGAGAUGCAUUUAAGGCAUUCACAACAUAGAGAUAUGCAGCAAAAAGAGUUACUACGUAGAGAUAUGAAUACAGUACAACCCAUUACAGAAUUUCAAAAACCCCAAGAGGGCUUCAGCUCCACUCUCCCUCGGCCAAAUGACAGAAGGGUAUAUAGUCGUUUUGAGCAGUUUUGUAAGGUAGAACACAAAGUCCCAUCUUCCAUCACACAAAACAGCAAUGCUCAGAUUCUAGAUAAUAAAACUAAGGGUAUUACAACCAAUUAUUCAAGACCACACAAUUCAUUAAAUUACAAUUCUAAUGUUUAUAACUCUGUCCAACCAAAUGAAAACAAAUUUGGAAGAUUCAUGCAAAAAUUUGGAAGCUUUAUUCACAAGAAACAAUAAAGAACAAAAGAACGUUCAGCUAAACAACUUGUAAAACUCAUACCUGUAAAUAGGAUACUGUUUGA
This is a messenger RNA of Pseudophryne corroboree (corroboree frog), 3378 nucleotides long. It is a transcript of the gene SACK1B, whose product is annotated as family with sequence similarity 83 member B. The transcript is spliced from 5 exons. NCBI's taxonomy places the organism in Eukaryota, Metazoa, Chordata, Amphibia, Anura, Myobatrachidae. Gene Ontology annotation, biological process: signal transduction. Bases 77 to 3313 code for a protein of 1078 amino acids. Gene Ontology annotation, cellular component: cytoplasm; membrane. Gene Ontology annotation, molecular function: protein kinase binding. The record is from RefSeq and is a predicted model, not a curated record.